AUGUCCGAAGAACAACGAAGUAGUCAUCCUGAUACUGCCAGUACCCUUGAUCCCCCUCAAAUGACGGCGGCCAACGUUUACAACAUGAUCCUUGACGCUGAUAACCCGAUAAAGCUAACCGGCAAAAAGUUCAAGAUACCUAUACCCGCGACCGGAGAACUCAAGACGUUCAUUGAUCACGGUUCUACGUGCGAUGCCGAAGGCUACCCUAUUUACCCCAACGGCGAAACGGUUUUCGUUCGCAAACCUACCAAUCAAGUCACAAACUUUGGCCACAUCGCUUACCCCCACACUCAAAAGACCCAUGGGGCAAAGAACGGCCCGUGGAAAACAAUUUGGUUCAAAUGUCUGGGUGUCUUACAUUGCAAGGAUGAUUUCUGUGAAUAUGCGGCUCCACCUCCAACGGCUGAUAGCAAAGCCGCGGAACUGAUUCAAGAUCAUCCCAAAUGCCCUGCCAUCAAGUGUGAUAGCAAUCACGUAUGGACGCAAUGCCCUGACUCCAACUGUCGAAUCAACAUCGAGAAACAUACGGGCUGGGGUGUACUUAGACACUCAGGUACUCAUAAACACGUAUGGCCAACUUCGAAAAAGGCCGAUCCCCUUGCCAUGCGUGUGCUCACGGACCAAUUGGUUAGCAAUCCGAAGGCAGGACCGUUGGUCCUGAAGGUCGGGCAAGCAGGUGCAGGACAGACGGUCACUGCACCUGUUGUGGAUAUCCAUCCUGCUUUUGGUAAUGGCGGCCCUUUUGGUUAUUUGCGACGCAAGGUGCUCAUCGAUAAGGGCCUCAUGCCCGAAAAGAAAAGCCACGGUGGGGGUGACCGGCUCAUCAUGGAUUUGAUGCACUGGGGCAGGAACGGGCUCAGAUUGAUUUCAACCUCGCUUUCGGGUGCCAAUGUGCACAUCACCUACCAAUCCGAAUGGAUGGCGGACCAACUCGUUCGCCGGGAUCAGGACAACCGCAUCUAUUCCGGAGGUCUUCUUUCAGACGUGACGUACCGAUUUUUCGACCACGGUUAUCUUCUCACCACCUCCAUGUAUAGCGAUGUCAUGCAUCGCUGGGUCCCAAUCCAACUCACCUGGAUGUGGGGCCUCGAUGAGGCUCAUUACGAAGCUCAUUUCACCACACUUCUGGAGCAAAUAUCGAACACGAACCUCACCUACCACGAGCGAGAUCUCUUGGCUCAACAGGUGGUCGAUUUCUCGUUGGCCCAGAAGAAGGGUUUCGUCAGUGCCUACAUGAAGGUCUUUAAAGAAUACAAUCCAGCAAAAGCAUUGAGUAAGUUAAAGGGCUGUCAUGAGCACUAUCGACAGUUGAUUACUCGGGUCAAGAAGAACCGUAACAUUGUGGAUGCCAGUCGAAUUUCUGAAUUAGAACGCCUGGCCCUGGACCUCCUCGAACCCAACAAGCCGGGUGGGUUAUCUCUCCGAGACAAAUUCGACCAAAUGGCGCGCCUAUUUCCCAAAAGCAAGGCUUGGGUCAAUUGGUGGAAUACAUCUGACAUCCACAGUAUGCUCUUCUGUGGUCGAGAGCGCCUCCCGCUGGAUGAUCCUCCGUUGCCGGAUGAAGAUCCCCUGAUGGCCGAGAUUCCCGACACCACCAACGGUCAGGAAUCUAUGCACCGACAAUAUUACAUCCUGACGGUUUGUACAAUUAUUACUUUUUACCGAGUCUUUGAAGAAGGACUUCAAUCAAAUACUUCGGGGUAUUUCGGUGAAAUAUGGCAGUAA
Molecule: messenger RNA, 1728 nt
Organism: Melampsora larici-populina 98AG31
Lineage: Eukaryota; Fungi; Basidiomycota; Pucciniomycetes; Pucciniales; Melampsoraceae
Exons: 7
Coding region: 1-1728 (575 amino acids)
Source: RefSeq, a predicted model, not a curated record